UUAUUACUUUCGUUCAACCGAACCCAAAUUCGCCUUUUCCCCCCCUUCUUUUUAUUUAUUUAUCGACCGCCCCUCUCAUCAUCGUCGUCGUCAUCUUCAUCGUUGUCUCGACGCUCAAAAUCCUCACCAUCAUGUUUCAAUUCGCUCUAAGGAGAGCAGCGACCGGAACUGGGUCGCUAGCUUCGAGAUUCUACACAACGGGCAGCAGAUCCGACGCUCCUCAUCACGAGCGAGUCGCUCGCCAGAUGAUCCGGUACGCGCUCGGCCACGCUCGAUCUCAGAAAUCAGGAGAAUCGUACGCUCAAGCGAUGAUGAUAUUGGAGCAAGGGCGGUCGAAUCUUGAGGGCGGUGGUGAUACUGAGAAUGCUAGGGAACUGUUCAUGCUCGCUAUGUCCACCUUGCUUUAUGAAAGAGGGGAGAUUGGAGAUGCCUUGGAGAAGCUCCAGAUGGUUCGCCAGUCCGAGCGUGCAUCUCACACGCUGAAAGUUGCAGCAGCCGAGGGUUUGGUAGGACUUAACUUGGAAGCUGGGGAGGACUCUACUUCAUCUGCCCUAGCAGAUGAUUGCUUGCAAUUGUUGAGCAACUCGGAAGGGAUUGUGAAAUUACGGGCUAAAGCUGUCAAGGGACUUGUGCAUCUUGCCCUUGGGGAGCUUAAAUCAGCGGAAACAUUUUUUGAUGGGUGUCAAGACUGCAGUUUGGAGGACCAUAAAGAUCAAAUGGGAAAUGCUUCCCUGUCUAAUGGAGUAUUUUUGCAUGCUACUGGAAAUUUCUCCGAGGCGAAGAACAUCUAUGACAGGCUUAUCCAUGUAUUUGAGUUGGAAGAUAUUGCUGAAAGUUCAUAUUUGGCAUCUGCUAAUAUGGUCCCUGGAGAAGUUUUGUUGGGAGCCACCUGUGCAUUAGGUCAGCUCUUAUCACAAUCAGGGAAGUUCGGAGAGGCUGAGGAUAUACUAACAAAGGCACUGACCAAGGCUGAGGAACAUUUUGGUCCAAUGCAUCCAAAGGUCGGGGUUGUACUAACUUGCAUAGCUACUAUGUUCAAACAUAAAGCAAAGCUGGAAGCUUCAAGUGCCAUAUUGAUCCAAGAGGGACUCUACAGGAAGGCGAUAGAGUUGCUGAAAGCUCCAGCUUUAGAUAGUGAAGCUGCCAAUAAGCAAGUUGCCAGAGGAGACAUAGUUGCUCUUGCAAGAGGUGGAUAUGCGGAUGUCCUAUGCAUUCAACAGAAUAGAAAGGCAGAGGGCGAACGAAUGAGGAACUGGGCUGAAGCUACUUGGAAGAACCGCCGGUUAUCUCUGGCCCAAGCGCUGGAAUUCUCUGAACCAACCCAAGCUGCAGUUAUUGACACCCGGAUCUGUAGAGUCGUCUAAAUCACAACGAUUUCACUGCAUGUACUAAUCCUUGAGGGUUUCAAAGGAUGAAGAAGCUAAUGUUAGGUGGCUGAGUGUUCGGCAUUUAGCGAAUUGAGCCACCUACAGACAUCAGUCUCUUAGCUUGAGUUUUUUUUAAGUGUAUUUCUACUUGUAAUGUAAUAAGCCCUACCUGAGCUUUUGGCCAUCUGAGGGCGAGAGCAUCCUGAUCACUGUUUUUGUGUCUUUCUUCCCAAAUUGCUAUAUUUGUAUUUACUUCACCGUGAUUCUGCAGUUAAGCUGUAUCAGUGCAUUUCAUGUUUUCUAGUUUCA
This is a messenger RNA of Asparagus officinalis (garden asparagus), 1676 nucleotides long. RefSeq lists its product as uncharacterized. The transcript has 12 exons. The record is from RefSeq and is a predicted model, not a curated record. The coding region runs from base 132 to 1364 and encodes 410 amino acids. Lineage: Eukaryota; Viridiplantae; Streptophyta; Magnoliopsida; Asparagales; Asparagaceae. Gene Ontology annotation, molecular function: protein binding. Gene Ontology annotation, cellular component: mitochondrion.